Messenger RNA from Uloborus diversus, 1567 nucleotides. Its product is annotated as leukocyte elastase inhibitor-like. The transcript is spliced from 3 exons. The annotation marks the transcript as partial. The record is from RefSeq and is a predicted model, not a curated record. Gene Ontology annotation, molecular function: serine-type endopeptidase inhibitor activity. NCBI's taxonomy places the organism in Eukaryota, Metazoa, Arthropoda, Arachnida, Araneae, Uloboridae.
CUUAGUUCAGGACUCAUUCAAUAUUCACGACAGCUCAUUCAAUCUCCGUCCAUAUUCCAUUGGCAAGCUGAACGGAAACAGGUACACUAAUUUACCACAAACCAUGGAGUUACAACUCUUGUUCCUUGUCUUCGUUUUGCUCUUGUCUGACAUACAAGCUUCCAACCCAGACAGUGAAGAAGUACAGAGCAGCGCAGAAGUACGUCCGACACCAGGAGCCUACACCUCUUCCGAUGCAGAACUCGUCGCCGGAAUAAUAAACGAUUUUUCUUUUAAGUUACUGGAAAAAAUGAACUCAAACUUCAACUCAGCCAUCAGUCCGAUCAGCAUAUUCCUUGCCCUGGCGAUGACUUACUUAGGCUCUGGAGGCAGGACAGAACGGCAGCUAGAAAAUGUCCUCGGAUUGGACAGACACGAUCUUCACGGGAUUAGACUACAUGAAGACUUGUCAAAACUCAUGUCCACACUGCCGCCAGAGAGUUCUGAGUUCAAGCUGAAAGCUGCGAAUGCGUUGGUCGUUGACAAGAACUUCAAACCCAAAUCUAAGUUUGUGGAAGAUCUCAGCAAUUUUUACUCAAUAAUGCUAGACGAAAUCGAUUUCAGAAAUGGGAACGUUGUUGUGGAUAGGGUGAACAGAUGGGUUGCUGAGCAAACAGAAAACGCCAUUACAAGGGUUCUAGAGAAACCUCCUGAUCCAGAAUCGGGAAUGAUUCUGUUGAAUGCCAUUUACUUCAGUGGGACUUGGGAGACGCAGUUUCCUCCAAACUCGACAGCCAUCAAGCCGUUUACUCUUUCGGAUGGAACGUUGAUAAAAGUUCCAUUCAUGUCCAUGCCGAAGAUCAGACUGAAAUACUUUCAAGAACUGACCUUCAAGCACUCUUUUGUGAGAUUACCGUACAAAGGAAAUCAUAUAUCGAUGAUAAUUGCUUUGCCAGACGAACUUGGAACGCCUGACUUUGAAAUGAGUCAUGACCGCCUUUGUCGUAUCCGCAGCGCCAUGAAACACUACGAAAUCGAUGUCCUGUCUAUCCCCAAAUUCCGCAUCGAGUUUUCUCGUCAGCUGAACGGUCCAUUGGCGACACUUGGCGCACCCGAUAUGUUCGAUCCCAAUGCCGCCAAUUUCUCCGGAAUGCGGGAAGAGAAAGACCUCUUCGUUUCGUCGAUCAACCACAAAGUCUUGCUCGAAGUCGACGAAAAAGGCAGCAUUGCUGCUGCUGUAACCACAGUUUCGCUUGUGCGCCUCUCUCUCGCGAGAAAACUGAAAUUCAUUGCUGAUAGACCAUUCAAAUUUUACAUCGUAGAUGAGCGAAACGGAUUGAUUCUCUUCAUGGGAAAAGUUACAAAUCCAUCAGGAGAAAGCACCACCAACACGCCAACGAAAGAUACUAUCAAACCAUCAACAGAAAGUGCAGUCAGACCUCCAACGAGAAAUACAGCCAAUGAUCUAAGUCCGAGUGAUACUGCGACAACAGUCCAACCUCGAAGAAGACCAGCACGGAUCUCUCAAAUACGACGACCCUAUUGGAUUGAUAUUCCGAACCGUACCAUGAGAAUAUUUCUUCAUUAU